AUGAAGAUCGUCGACGCAGUUUUCGAUGAUCAAGGUACGGUCGCCACCCUUGCCAGCCGCACGGAGUUGAUGGAUUUGGACGAAUGGAAACUGGCACAAGCACGUCACUCUUCUUAUUUCAGUACGUACCAGCUAUUCUUCUCCCACAACAGCUCACACUGGCACCAAGUUCUGCCUGAUACGACACCAUCUCAUAACGUCGUAAGACCUUCUGCUGGUCUCCAAUCGCGUCGAUUUCGACUUGCGUCAAACCCAUCGUUCCCACAACCAGGGCAGGCCCCUGAAGUCCUGCAGUUAUAUCUCCAGUGCCUCGACCGCCUUGAUAUGUUAGAGUGUCGUGUGCACGAGGAAAUCCAGGAAAUCCGGAGCCUCUUUAGGAAUAUCCUUGACAACUGCCAGUCAAAUGUCACCAUGGAGGAUUCUGGCGGAUGUGAUAGCACCGUCAACUCCCAAGCUGGGCUCGAUGGUCUCAAUGCUAUUACACCAUUUGGAUAUUCGCACGACCGCUACUUCAUGCCACAACCUACACCCCAUGCAUCGUCCGGGGUCGUGGAAUCGCUAUCAGAGAACAUAGAAGGCUCAUUAUUGCUCGAUGGCACCCACGGUUUUGCCAACUAUGUAGCGCCUCAGCACAGCAUGUACUCUGAGGGCUUUCCGGCAUUCUGUGACCCGCGUAUCACGGAAUCAUCAUUCGAGUCUGAGGGUGUGAAAUCUCGCCUCGGUUUCUCGCUCCAUGGCACGAUCGACUCCAUCUAUGAACCUGCUGCGCAACCCUUCCAAAGCGUUUAUCUCGAGGAGCAUGUCCCAUCGGAUUCUUUAGUCGGACCCGACGCGCAGCUGCCUAUCUCAAGCGGUGUUAUUAUCUCUGAAUUCAAAUUCUGCAAUGGCUUAUGCCCAAUCGAUCCGGUAAUCAAAGAAAGUGCAGCUAUCAAACCUACUACGGGAUUCGGGAAGCAGUACCGUGACGGGCGACAGAUGAAUACUCUUUCCGCGUGGAUUUUCAGCCUGAGUGUGCUGCCUAAGAAAUGGCGGAAAGUCCAACCGGAAACAGAGACGUCGGGCGCGACACACCUGGAUGUAGGCUCCAAUGAUAAUGAACGCCCGGUCGGCCUUACUGUGAAGGUCGCGAAGGAAUUGGCUUAUGCUACUGUCCAGGGCAGUUUCGGUGACGUAUGGAAAUGCAUGGUCUCAGACAAAGAUAAUAAUGUGGAGCUCGACUCGAAGCCUGAUGCCAUCAAGAAGCAACAGCUGAGUACCAAGCCGAUGCGCGUGAGCCCCAAGAUCACGGCGCGGAAUAUUUGCGCCCUCAAGUGGCAAUCGAACGGCAAUCAAAAGGAACCAGCAAGCGUCUUCGCGACUUACUGGAAUGGGUUAAUGGACGACUUCUGCAAGUGGAAACUACUGUGCCAUGAAAACAUUCUUUCCUUGUAUGGGAUUACCUAUGGAUUUGGUCCAGUACCAGCUAUCGUAUUUCCAUGGAUGACCAACGGAUCCUUGAGCACGUAUCUUGGUAGAAACUAUGACAGUCUCUCUGGGACUCACAAGUUCGGUUUGCUAGCUGCUGGUCUUCAAUAUCGUAUACCACGUCAUUUGUGCAUUGCAUUAAGCUCACCAAGACUAGAAAGUGAUGUUUACUCAUUUGGAUGCAUCCCAUACCAGGUUUCAUCGGGCAAGCAGCUGUACUAUAACAUUCGCAGUGAUCACCAAGUGGUUGUGGCCAUCCUCAAUGGUGUCAAGCCUAAGUGUCCAGACAUCCCUGCUAUCGAAGAUUGUCACUGGAACUUUAUUGAGCAAUGUUGGGUUGAGUUAUCACAGCGGCCUCCUAUUGCUGAUGUCCGAGAUUUAAUGUAUCACUAUAGAGAUGCUAUGUGUUAA
Molecule: messenger RNA, 1875 nt
Organism: Suillus fuscotomentosus
Lineage: Eukaryota; Fungi; Basidiomycota; Agaricomycetes; Boletales; Suillaceae
Exons: 16
Coding region: 1-1875 (624 amino acids)
Biological process (GO): signal transduction
Cellular component (GO): cytoplasm
Molecular function (GO): protein kinase activity
Source: RefSeq, a predicted model, not a curated record